This is a messenger RNA of Cordyceps fumosorosea ARSEF 2679, 720 nucleotides long. RefSeq lists its product as hypothetical. The transcript has a single exon. The record is from RefSeq and is a predicted model, not a curated record. Bases 1 to 720 code for a protein of 239 amino acids. Lineage: Eukaryota; Fungi; Ascomycota; Sordariomycetes; Hypocreales; Cordycipitaceae.
AUGCCCGCCCUCACAAUAUCAGCGAACACCAACAACAAGGGCCCCGUGGCCCCCCGCACAGCCGCGACGCCAACAGAACCGCCGCGCGCCGCCUCACCCGCCAACGGCCCUCCCAUGUCGCCCAUCACGCCUCCCCUCCGCGCCGCCCAACUCUCCUCCCCCGCGCCCCCCCUGACGCACACGACGCAGGAGACGCCCGCCGCCACGCUCCCGCUCGCGCCCGGCCCGCAACCCAUCGACUUCGAGGGCAACCCGGACGCCAUCGCGCUGCGCUCCGCCAUCGCCGUGCUGCAAGUCCAGCGCGCGCGCGCCGCCGCCGACAUGCGCGCCCUCAGCCGCGCCAAGGACGCGGCCGUCGACGACCCGGAGGCCUUUGUGCGGGACCUCGUCGCCGGCAAGGUCAACCACCACCACUCCGGGGAGGCGCAGGGUGACGGGGCGGUGUGGGCGACGCUGCCGAGGCCGCAAGAGGUGGUCAGGUGCCCGCCGAUCAACUGGUCGCAGUACGCGGUGGUGGGCGAGUCGCUGGACAAGCUGCACGCGGAGCAGGUGGCGCGCCCGACGCAGGGGGGGCCGGCGGCGUACGUGCCGGGGCACGCGGGCAUGUACGAGUUCAGGGGCGGGCACGGCCGGCAGGAGGCGUAUCAGGGCGUGGCGGUGCCGUACAACCCGGUCAAGGACAGGGUGGACAGGAAAGCCACGAGCAAAGCAAGAAAGUAG